Molecule: messenger RNA, 2628 nt
Organism: Closterium sp. NIES-65
Lineage: Eukaryota; Viridiplantae; Streptophyta; Zygnematophyceae; Desmidiales; Closteriaceae
Source: the annotation of a GenBank genome assembly
AUGCUUGACCCAUCUCGUCCACUCAACACCUCUCACAUCCCUCACCCUCCCGUCCAUGCCUUCCCUGCUACCCCCCUCCAUUUUCAGCCUCUUGAUGUCUCUCGAGCUCGACUCCCCAUUCGCCCGUCGUCCCAUCAUCAGCUUCCAAUCGAAUCACACCCCGUUCCAAUUUUUUUCAUGCCCCUCCAGACGUCUCUCGAGCUCGACUCGCCAUUUGCCCAUCGCCCCAUCAUCUGCUUCCACCAUACUCACGCGCCCCUCCCUCCCGUCCACCUCUUCCCCGCUCUCCACUCACUCUCUCUCCUCAUCCAUGCCUCAAAACUCACCCCCCUCACUCGCGCCUCCUCCCUCACCUCCCUCACUCUCUGGAACCCCGCUCCCUUCACCCUCUCCUCCCUCGCCGCCUCCUCCUCCUCUCUCCGCCUCUCCCUCAAAUCCCUCUCCCUCCACUCCGCAAAGCUAGAGUCCUGCCUCUCACCCCUCCGCCACUUCCCCGCCCUCGCCUCUCUCUCCUUCCUCUCCUGCUCCAUCAAUCCCUAUGAGCUUCACACUCUCUCUCGCUCCCUCCACACUCUCACCCACCUUACCAUCCACGACUGUCCCUUAGUCUCUAGCCAUUCUCUAGCCGCUCUGGUUCAGGCCAACCCUGCUCUCUCCUCUCUCUCCCUCCACGGCACCUCCUACCGUCUCUUCAGUGCGCAGGGUUACCGCUCACUCCUCCACCUCUCCGCACCCCGCUUGAACGCACUUGACCUCUCUGGGCUGCCGUCCUUUCGCCCCGGCAUGCUUGCUCACUGCAGCGGCCUUCAUUCCCUCUCCUUGGUAGGAAAGCCGGAAACAAUCUCUGUGCAAAGGGAGAGAGGUGGUGAGACCGGGGCAGGGGACGGGAGGGGUGGAGGAGGGAGGGAGGGAGAGGGGGGUGAGAGGGUUGAAGAAGGGAGGGAGGGAGAGGGGGACGUGGAGGAAAGGGUGGUGCUUCAGCAAGUGUCGUUUGAGAGUCUUGUGGCGGAGAUUAAAUCCGCUUCGAAUAAAAUCAGAUCUGCGAUUUCGAUGUGCAAGGCGCUGCGGGUCGCGGUUUCUGAGCAAGACGCGGCGACUGCGAGAGAGGAUGGGGUGAUAGACGCGUUUGUUGCUGCCAGGACUGCAGGCGUGUUUGUGGAUAGUCUGGAGAGGGCUAGUAUGGAAGGGGAGGGCGAAGGGGGAGGUAGAAUGGCUCGGCUGGAAGACUUUGAUGGAAUGCUGCCUGAUGAAGACUCGCUCAGUGAUGGUUCUGACAGUGCUUUUGGUGCUGAUGCUGCUGAUGGUGCUGAAGGGAGUGACGGUGAGGGUGAGAGUGGGAGUGAACCUGGAGGUGUUGCAGGUGCGGCUGACGCACGGAUGCAGGCUUUAAGUGCGAUGGAGUCGCUGCUGCAGCAGUUUAAUGAGCAGUUGAGUGUGGCCCUGGCGAGUGUCAGAGCCAUGCGCCAUCCCCGUCGGACCGGUAACGGCCGCCUUGCUGCUGUUGAUGGUGAUGAUGAUGCUGGUGCUGGUGCUUCUGGUGCUACUGCUGCUGCUGCUGCUGCUGCUGCUGCUGCUGCUGCUGCUGCUGCUGCUGCUGCUGCUGCUGCUGCUGCUGCUGCUGCUGCUGCUGCUGCUGCUGCUGCUGCUGCUGCUGCUGCUGCUGCUGCUGCUGCUGCUGCUGCUGCUGCUGCUGCUGCUGCUGCUGCUGCUGCUGCUGCGGCUGCUGCUGCUGCUGCUGCUGCUGCUGGUGAUGAUGCUGGUGCUGCUGCUGAUGGUGCUGCUGCUGUUGCUGCUGGUGGUGCUUCUGCUACUGCUGCUGCUGCUGCUGCUGGUGAUGCUGCUGAUGGUGCUACUGGUGCUGGUGAUGGUGCUGCUGCUGCUAGUGCUGGUGGCAGCAGGCAAAUUGGCAGCUCAAAACCAGUCAGCAACAGCAGAGCUGCACGGGCCAGCGGAAGCAUGACAGGCAAAUCAAGUGGCAGCGGCACCACCAAAAGGGGCAUUGCUGGGAUUCCUGUGGAAGUUAUCUGUCCUCCCUUACAAUCCUUAACCCUCCGGGACUUUCAAUUCACCCGAACCAUUCCCGAGCCUGCCUGGCUGCCUCUAUCCCUUCCCUCUGCCUCGCCUCUCAUGUGCCUCGUGGAUUCCCACGAAUCCCGUCAUGCACCCCCCUCGCCACUUCCCUCAACUCCCUCUUCCUCCCGCUCCUCUUCUCGCUUCUCUCCUGCUGCCGUGUCAACCAUUUCAAGCCUGAGCGCGCAGCCGCAGUCCUUUGAAUCCGUGGCACUAGCUGCUGUUUUUUGCGGCCUGAAGCGCCUCUCUCUAGUAUCGUGCUUCUGCCUGAAGGAGGAGCAGCUGCUGCUGCUGCUGCUGCUGCGUGCCUGCCCCGCGCUGGUGGCUUUAAUAGUCGAACACAGUGAGGACUUUUCGGAUCGGGUGGUGGCGAGAAGCAAGUUGCAUAUGCUCACAGAUUUGACUAUGCUUGAGUGUGAUGCGAUCACUGGCGAGGGGGUUGGAGGGCUGCUGGGAAGCUUCCCGAAGUUGCGUGAUUUGAAGGUGGAGGCAAGAAAGGUUGGUGAAAGGGCGCGCAGGGGGUUGCUUCGUGCGGGUGUGGUUCUGAGCCAUGGGUGA